This is a messenger RNA of Aureobasidium melanogenum CBS 110374, 2751 nucleotides long. RefSeq lists its product as uncharacterized. The record is from RefSeq and is a predicted model, not a curated record. Bases 1 to 2751 code for a protein of 916 amino acids. NCBI's taxonomy places the organism in Eukaryota, Fungi, Ascomycota, Dothideomycetes, Dothideales, Saccotheciaceae. The transcript is spliced from 2 exons. Gene Ontology annotation, molecular function: metal ion binding; ATP-dependent chromatin remodeler activity; ATP binding.
AUGUCUACUACAAGAAGCACUUCCCUCUCCAAGAGAUCCACAACAAUUCCAGACUCGGACCAGGACAGCAGUGACCAAGAUCAAGUUCCAUCAAUCGCCACCACUAGGACCAGAGCAAAGUCUGAAGUUCAAGUCGUCAUUCCAGUCAUGUCUUCCCGCGCAAAAGCAGCCCUUCGCUCCAAUAGUCCAUCAUCACUGUCCUCAGCUGACAGCCAUGACGCUCAACCUAUCGAUACCCCAGCAACCAGUGCUGGCGUUACGCCAGAACCGCUGGCACGUAGUCGUUUGGGAGGCAAGAGAAAGAGAGAUACAGAUGAUGAUGCUGCUCUUGCUAGACAAUUGCAGGAGGAAGAAUGGGCCGACAUUACACAGCCAUCCAAGAAGAUCAAGGCCGAGUCUUCAAACAUCAAAACUGAAUCCACGACAAGAUCCAGGAGGUCAUAUGUUACUGUGAUCGACGACUCAGACGGUGAAGACAUGAGUGACCUCUCGUCUGCUUACAAAUCACGCUUGUCCAAAGCACGUGCUGGCAAGAAGGCGGUUCUGCCCAAGCCGCGAACCACGGUCGUCGUUCCUGAUAGUGACAGCGAGUUGUCGACCUUCUCGGAACUCGACGCCAACAUGAUGACUGAAGAUGAAUUCCGUUCUGAGGACGCUCUCUCAGGUGCUGCCGAGACUUCGGAUGAUGACGAGGAUGAUAUACCGCUGGCCUUGACAAACAUUCGCCGUAGAAGAGGUCAGGCAGAGUUCCAAGACCGCGAUCUCGGCGCUGAAAUCAAGAAGAUGAGACUGUCCAGAAAAGACCGCGAGAGGCUGAAGUUGGAGAAGGCACAUCCUCAGAUCAAGACGAUGUGGCAGGAUCUUGAGGCUAUUCCGAUCAUCAAGGGAGUCGCCGGCGUGCAGCCGCCCUCCAUCAACCGCAAACUCAAGUCGUACCAGCUCGAAGGUGUCGACUGGAUGAUCAAACAAGAGCAGUCAAACUACAAGGGUGGCCUGCUUGGAGAUGAGAUGGGCAUGGGAAAGACAAUCCAGGCUGUCUCCCUCAUUAUGUCCGACUAUCCCCAGAAACAGCCCACACUGGUCUUAGUCCCUCCAGUCGCUUUGAUGCAAUGGUCUUCGGAGAUCGGCGAGUACACCGAUGGAAAGCUCAAGGUCCUUGUAUACCACGGUACCAACGCGAAGUCCAAGAACAUGACGGUGAGUGACCUCAAGAAGUACGAUGUUAUCAUGAUCUCGUACAACAGUCUUGAAUCACUCCAUCGCAAGGAGGUCAAGGGAUGGAGCCGUGGCGGAGACCUUGUCAAGGAGGCAUCUCCUAUUCACGCCCUGACCUACCACCGCUUAAUUCUGGACGAGGCACACAGCAUCAAGACCAGAACUACUCAAGUCGCCAAAGCCUGCUUCGCUCUGAAAGGCAAGUACAAGUGGUGUUUGUCGGGAACCCCUGUCCAGAACCGCAUCGGCGAAUUUUUUUCUCUGCUUCGCUUCUUGGAGGUCCGACCUUUCGCAGAUUACUUCUGCAAGAAGUGUCCCUGCUCACUUCUGCACUGGUCUCUGGACUCUCAGCACAUGUGUACAGAGUGCAAGCACACCGGUAUGGAGCACGUCUCUGUCUUCAAUCAGGAGUUGCUCAACCCGAUUACCCAAUCCGAGGAUACCCAGGCUCGUUCGGAAGCCAUGGACAAGCUGUUCCUUAUUACAUCUCGCAUUAUGCUUCGUCGCAUGAAGCGUGACUAUGUCAGCUCUAUGGAGCUGCCACCGAAAGAGGUCAUUGUUCACAAUGAGUUUUUCGGAGAUAUCGAGCGUGACUUCUCCCAGAGCAUCAUGUCCAACACUGCUCGCCAGUUCGACACCUACGUCUCUCGUGGUGUCAUGUUGAACAACUACGCCAACAUCUUUGGUCUCAUUAUGCAGAUGCGCCAGGUAUCCAACCACCCAGACUUGAUCCUCAAGAAAAAAUCCGACGAAGGCAUGAAUGUUUUGAUUUGCAACAUUUGUGACGAGCCUGCUGAAGAGCCCAUCCGAUCCAAAUGCAAGCAUGACUUCUGCAGAAGCUGUGUGAAGAAUUAUGCUCAGUCUGUUGAGGAGGAUGCUGGUGACGUCGACUGUCCUCGUUGCCACAUUCCACUUUCGAUUGACUUCGAUAUGCCCGAGCUUGAGCAGAACGAGGAGGCUGUCAAGAAGAACUCGAUCAUUAACCGCAUCAAGAUGGAGAACUGGACUUCAUCGACCAAGAUUGAGAUGCUUGUCUAUGACCUUUACAAGCUCCGCAGCAAGAAGCAGACGCUGAAGUCGAUUGUCUUUUCGCAGUUUACUUCCAUGUUGCAGCUCAUCGAAUGGCGUCUUCGUCGCGCUGGCUUCAGCACUGUUAUGCUUGACGGCAGCAUGACUCCUCAGCAGCGCCAAAAGUCGAUCGAGCAUUUCAUGACAGACCCUGACGUCGAGGUGUUCCUUGUGUCUCUUAAGGCUGGAGGUGUCGCACUCAACCUCACUGAAGCUUCGCGUGUCUUCAUUGUCGACCCUUGGUGGAACCCCGCCGCUGAGUGGCAAAGCGCAGACCGGUGCCACCGCAUCGGCCAGAGACGUCCUUGUGUCAUCACUCGACUGUGCAUCGAAGAUUCAGUCGAGUCACGUAUUGUCAUGUUGCAAGAGAAGAAGGCAAAUAUGAUCAACGGCACAAUCAACAACGACAGGGUGGCUAUGGAGAAGCUCACACCUGAAGACAUGCAGUUCUUGUUCCGCGGCAAUUAG